Molecule: messenger RNA, 3369 nt
Organism: Myripristis murdjan (pinecone soldierfish)
Lineage: Eukaryota; Metazoa; Chordata; Actinopteri; Holocentriformes; Holocentridae
Exons: 2
Coding region: 1-3369 (1122 amino acids)
Molecular function (GO): zinc ion binding; protein binding
Source: RefSeq, a predicted model, not a curated record
AUGGCGCAGAGAGGAAUUCAGCCGGACUCGGAAAUAUUCUGCUGUUCGGUCUGUCUGGAUCUACUGAAGGAUCCGGUGACUAUUCCCUGUGGACACAGCUACUGCAUGAGCUGUAUUAAAAGCUGCUGGGAUGGAGAGGAGCAGAGGGAAAUCCCCAGCUGCCUCCAGUGCAGACAAACCUUCACACCAAGACCUGUCCUGGUGAAAAACACCAUGUUAGCAGAAAUAGUGGAGGAAAUGAAGAAGACGGGACUCCAAGCUGCUCCUCCUGAUCUCUGCUAUGCUGGACCUGGAGAUGUGGCCUGUGAUGUCUGCACUGGGAGAAAGCGGAAAGCCCUCAAGUCCUGUCUGGUGUGUCCAGCCUCUUACUGUAAGCUGCACCUCCAGCCUCACUAUGAUGCAGCUCCAUUAAAGAAACACAAACUAAUAAAACCCUCUGCAAAGCUUCAGGAAAACAUCUGCUCUCGUCACGAUGAGGUGAUGAAGAUUUUCUGCCGCACUGAUCAGCAGUGUAUCUGUUAUCUCUGCUCCAUGGAUGAACAUAAAGGCCACCACACAGUCUCAGCUGCAGCAGAAAGGACCGAGAGGCAGAAAGAGCUCGGGCUGAGUCGGCAAAAAAUCCAGCAGAGAAUCCAGGACACAGAGAAAGACGUGAAGGUGCUUCAGCAGGAGGUGGAGGCCAUCAAUCGCUCUGGUGAUAAAGCAGUGGAGGACAGUGAGAAGAUCUUCACUGAGCUGAUCACUUUGAUUGACAAAAGAAGGUCUGAUGUGAAGCAGCAGAUCAGAUCCCAGCAGAGAGAGGAAGUGAGUCGAGCUGAAGAACUUCAGGAGAAGCUGAAGCAGGAGAUCGCUGAGCUGAGGAGGAAAGACGCUGAGCUGGAGCAGCUCUCACACACAGAAGAUCACAUGCAUUUUCUACACAACUACCCCUCGCUAUCACAUCUCAGUGAAUCUACAUACUCACCCAGCAACAUUAUCCGUCCUCUGAGCUACUUUGAGGAUGUGAGUGCAGCUGUGUCAGAGCUGAGAGAGAAACUACAGGACCUUCUUAGUGAGGAAUGGUCCAAGAUCUCACUGACAGUGACUGGAGUGGAUGUUCUACUGUCACAGCCACAGCCAAAGACCAGAGCUGAAUUCUUACAAUAUUCAUGUCAAAUCAAACUGGAUCCAAACACAACAAACAACUAUCUGUCAUUAUCUGAGGGGAACAGAAAAGUGACACUAAUGAGAAAAGAUCAGUCAUAUCCUCCUCACCCAGACAGAUUCACUGGAAAGUUUCAGGUCCUGAGUAGAGAGAGUCUGACUGGACGUUGUUACUGGGAAGUGAAGAGGAGGGGGGAUCAUGUUUCCAUAGCAGUCGCUUACAAGGAUAUUAGCAGAACAGCUGAUGAGAGCCAGUUUGGAUACAAUAACAAGUCUUGGACAUUGGAGUGUUACAACAAGAAGUUCAGACAUAACAGCAUCAAAACUCCCACAUCAGGCCCUGUGUCCUCCACAGUAGGAGUGUACCUGGAUCACACAGCAGGUAUUCUGUCCUUCUACAGCGUCUCUGGAACCAUGACUCUCCUCCACAGAGUCCAGACCACAUUCACUCAGCCUCUCCAUGCUGGAUUUAUGGUUUUUGGGCUUACUGAAGCCUCAGCUAAGUUUUGUCGGCUCAAUGAAACUGUCAGACGUUCACUGUCACUGACAAGUGAAAUGGCGCAGAGAGGAAUUCAGCCGGACUCGGAAAUAUUCUGCUGUUCGAUCUGUCUGGAUCUACUGAAGGAUCCGGUGACUAUUCCCUGUGGACACAGCUACUGCAUGAGCUGUAUUAAAAGCUUCUGGGAUGGAGAGGAGCAGAGGGAAAUCCCCAGCUGCCCCCAGUGCAGACAAACCUUCACACCAAGACCUGUCCUGGUGAAAAACACCGUGUUAGCAGAAAUAGUGGAGGAAAUGAACGACGGGAAGACGGGACUCCAAGCUGCUCCUCCUGAUCUCUGCUAUGCUGGACCUGGAGAUGUGGCCUGUGAUGUCUGCACUGGGAGAAAGCUGAAAGCCCUCAAGUCCUGUCUGGUGUGUCCGGCCUCUUACUGUGAGCAGCACCUCCAUCCUCAUUACGAUGCAGCUCCAUUAAAGAAACACAAGCUGGUGGAACCCACUGUGCAGCUUCAGGAGAACAUCUGCUCUCGUCACGAUGAGGUGAUGAAGAUUUUCUGCCGCACUGAUCAGCAGUGUAUCUGUUAUCUCUGCUCCAUGGAUGAACAUAAAGGCCACCACACAGUCUCAGCUGCAGCAGAAAGGACCGAGAGGCAGGAAGAGCUCGGGCUGAGUCGACAAAAAAUCCAGCAGAGAAUCCAGGACACAGAGAAAGACGUGAAGGUGCUUCAGCAGGAGGUGGAGGCCAUCAAUCGCUCUGCUGAUAAAGCGGUGAAGGAUAGUAAGAAGAUCUUCACUGAGCUGAUCUCUUUGAUUGACAAAAGAAGGUCUGAUGUGAAGCAGCAGAUCAGAUCCCAGCAGGAAGAGGAAGUGAGUCGGGCUGAAGAACUUCAGGAGAAGCUGAAGCAGGAGAUCGCUGAGCUGAGGAGGAAAGACGCUGAGCUGGAGCAGCUCUCACACACAGAGGAUCACAUCCAUUUUCUACACAACUACCCCUCGCUGUCACGUCUCAGUGAAUCUACACACUCACCCAGCAACAACAUCCGUCCUCUGAGCUACUUUGAGGAUGUGACUGCAGCUGUGUCAGAGCUGAGAGAGAAACUACAGGAGCUUCUUAGUAAGGAAUGGUCCAAGAUCUCACUGACAGUGACUGGAGUGGAUGUUCUACUGUCACAACCAGAGCCCAAGACCAGAGCUGAAUUCUUACAAUAUUCAUGUCAAAUCACACUGGAUCCAAACACAGCAAAUAAAUAUCUGUCAUUAUCUGAGGGGAACAGAAAAGUGACACGAAUGGGAACAAAACAGUCAUAUCCUCGUCACCCACACAGAUUCACUGAAUGGCUUCAGGUCCUGAGUAGAGAGAGUCUGACUGGGCGUUGUUACUGGGAGGUGGAGAGGAGGGCAUCAUGUGUUUCAAUAGCAGUCGCAUACAAGGAUGUUAGCAGAACAGGUGAUGAGAGCCAGUUUGGAUACAAUGACAAGUCUUGGACAUUGGAGUGUUACAACAAGAAGUUCAGACAUAACAGCAUCACAACUCUCACAUCAGUCCCUGUGUCCUCCAGAGUAGGAGUGUACCUGGAUCGCACAGCAGGUAUUCUGUCCUUCUACAACGUCUCUGAAACCAUGACUCUCCUCCACAGAGUCCAGACCACAUUCACUCCGCCUCUCCAUGCUGGAAUACUGUUUUAUGGGCUCAGUGGAGACAUGGCUGAGUUUUGUCAGCUCAAGUAG